UUACGAAUGCGGUUAUAAAGUUGGAGCAAACGUGUCGGACUGAACUGAAUGAUGGUAACACAGCGGGAUUGAUAAAUAACAAGUUACGCUGUUCGUUGACAAAUCACUGCCCAGUGGCUGGCUAUAUUGGAUAGUGCAAAUAAUCAAUUUUAUGCUCCUAAGCUCCUUAACGAGAGUUGAAGCCUUCCGUUGUCUGCGGUGAAAACAUUCAUCGAAGGAAAAUGCCCUCCUUCGGGACAAUAUUUCGAGAACUUUAUGGCCGCUACAACGCCUCAAACAAUGACUCCGUAGCGUGUCUGUCAAGUAUUCCUGACAAUCGAUUUCAUUUAUGGCUGCUUCUACCAUCAAGUCUUAUGAUCGUCCUCCUGGCAUUCUCGUUCCGGCGGAAAAAGUUGUGUCUGUCAUUGCUUGGAGGUCGACCUGCUGCGAUCUUUCCCAUGGAUAUCUUGGGCAAGUCCAACCGGAUGUCCUACGCGGCCGCCUGGGGCGCCAUCGCCUUCUUGACAGCGGAAAUGGUGUUUGGCGAAUUUGUCAUCGUAGACCUCAAAGGACCCAGAUAUAUAACCAUCUGGAACAAGGUCCUGGCCAUGUUGGUGAUAGGGGUGGGCUACUUUCCCAUGUUUGCAGCCCUCGCACUGGACUCUUUGAUCAGCCUUUCGGUGGCGGCUAUUUACUCCUUGCUCUUUCUUAUAAUAACGCUUUUGAAGAUUUUUGAGUGUGAUAUCGUUGCUGAAGGUCGUGGUUUGCUUGCCCUUCGAUCCGUACCGAGCAUUUCGUGCCUAGGAUACCUCUCCAUUAGCAUCCCAACGCGCAUAUUCAGAGAAUGGCGAAAAAAGUCAACAAGGGUUUUCUCAUCGUCAGAAAUGGUUUUCAUUUUAAAUAUGGAGAAAGAUGUCGAUAAAUCGGCCGAGGCGGAACAUGUUCGAAAUCUUCUUCGUGCCCCCAAACCUCAAGAGGAACCACCCACCGAUACUAAACAAAAGAUCUGGGCUGCAAUUACGAGCAUUACGAAUACCGUUUUCUACCACAACAAAAACAAAUUUCGGUACUCCACAAGAAUCCUUACUGUGUCUGUGAUGGGACUAAUAUUACUAUACAAGGUCACUCUGGAAGGAUGUCUUCAAGUGGUGUACGUAUUCCGCUAUAUCGACAAGGAAUUGUUCAUCAUGCUUGAAUCAGUUGAAAGGGAACCGAGUCUUUUAGAGGGACAGCGCAUGACUAUUAACCUUGACUCGAUUGAGUUUGUACAAGCCUUAGCCAAGAAUUUACGAAUUUGCUUAUUGGUUGCAAUGGUAUGUUCGCUGGUUGCCGGUAUUAUUACCAUCCUGCACAUGUUGACAUCUUACAGAGCAAACCUACUUGCUUUGUACAAGGGAGACAACACUCAUAUCCCGCACCGAUCAACCAUGGCAAACAACUCCUUGCUAAUUGGUAGCAUGAAAUAUGCAGGCUACCAAGUGGCGUAUAUUGGAUGGGGAUUCGUUCUACAGUUUUUCAUCCUGUCUAUGGUGUGUGUUGCUCUGUGCCUGCUCAUCACCUCGCUAAUGUGGGGAAUAACCGAUUGGCUGAUUUGGUUGCUGGAAACCGUGUGGCCUGGGUUAAUAGUGUCCAUCAUUGUAAUGGUGUUCCAGAAAGUGUCAGCAAAGAUGUUCUUCUUGCAAGCGGGUGGUGAAUACCUAGCAAUAGACAACAGACGCGCGCUAUUUAGCUUUUCGUUCUUCAUGUUCUUCUAUAACAUCUUCAUCGGGUUCUUCUCGUGCCUUCUGCGGAUCAUUAAGUCAGUCGUUAUCGGUGCCAUCUUUCUGCCUCGUCUCGACAACAGUGCGCUCCCCAGUAGGUUCCAAAUGAUGGAUCCAGGAUUUUCCGCGUACGUCGGAUUUAUCAACGUGGAAAGCUCUCACACACAUCCCGUGGUCGUGUUGUUCCUGCGUAUCCUCCUGGCAGCUCGCAAGAAGCAAACCGAGAGAGGCUUCUUUGCGAAACCCGAAAGGACUCGCACAUUUAUACGCGCUCGAAUGCGUUGGCAUACGGCUUACUCGAUACUGAACAAUCUAACGCUGAGAGUAUCAAGGAAACAUUACUUAAAACGCGUAAAAGAGAUGCAAGAACGCCUAGCGGAGUUGUACCACCUUGACAACGCAGCGGCUGGUGCGCUCGCUAACGAGAUCAACAGAACCGGUGUCGACAUGAAGGACGUGGAAGACGUCAUGAUUCCAGGAACGGUCCUUAACCGAGCAGCGACUCUGGAAAGAGAUUUGACGCAAAACAGGUUCCUGUACAGUGUCAAGAAGAACCUGGAACGGCAACGGACUGCUUUCCAACGUCACAAGGAUGGGGGCCUGAGCGGCAGUACCAGGGUCAAUGUCGGUAUGAUGAGAAACAUGUGGGAACGUUGGAUAUUUACGACUGCAGGCAAUAAACAGUAACGAUGACACAAAAGUUACAAUACAGAAAAUGGAUAUUUUUGCAUUUUCUACGACACGAAUACAAAUCGAAGUCUACAUUUAUUAACAUUAUUUAAAACUUGCAUUGAUAUAACGAACUUCCUGGAACGUUUGAUAUUGUAAAUAUAAUUGUAUUGUAUGUGUUUCUCUCGCUCUGUUUUAUCAAAAGUACAGAACAUAAUGUAUAUUUUCGACUGACGCGUAUUCAACUCUUCGUCAACGAGUAACGUUUUCGAUUAAAUAUUUUCCGAUCUGCAUAUUUUGACUUGAACCAGAUUACAUUGUUCGUCAAGUAGACUGUUUGUGUUAGAAACUUUCAAUGUUGAUCAUUUAUUUUGU
Dreissena polymorpha is the source of this 2783-nucleotide messenger RNA. Its product is annotated as stimulated by retinoic acid gene 6 protein-like. The record is from RefSeq and is a predicted model, not a curated record. Gene Ontology annotation, cellular component: plasma membrane. The coding region runs from base 222 to 2426 and encodes 734 amino acids. Lineage: Eukaryota; Metazoa; Mollusca; Bivalvia; Myida; Dreissenidae. Gene Ontology annotation, biological process: vitamin A import into cell. Gene Ontology annotation, molecular function: signaling receptor activity; retinol transmembrane transporter activity. The transcript is spliced from 18 exons.